Messenger RNA from Lithohypha guttulata, 528 nucleotides. RefSeq lists its product as uncharacterized. Gene Ontology annotation, molecular function: ATP-dependent peptidase activity; ATPase binding; serine-type endopeptidase activity. Gene Ontology annotation, cellular component: endopeptidase Clp complex. Gene Ontology annotation, biological process: protein quality control for misfolded or incompletely synthesized proteins. The record is from RefSeq and is a predicted model, not a curated record. The transcript is spliced from 2 exons. Bases 1 to 528 code for a protein of 175 amino acids. NCBI's taxonomy places the organism in Eukaryota, Fungi, Ascomycota, Eurotiomycetes, Chaetothyriales, Trichomeriaceae.
AUGGCCGCCACGAUCACAGCCUCUCUACUUUUCCUCGAGUCUGAAUCUGACGCUCCUAUCAGCCUUUAUAUCAACUCUCCUGGUGGCAGCGUAUCUGCUGGACUAAGCAUAUACGAUACUAUGCAAUAUAUUACUCCUCCUGUGUCGACCAUCGUCCUUGGACAAGCGGCCUCCAUGGGCUCAUUGCUGGCAGCCGCAGGCACGCCUGGCAAGCGCUACGCUCUUCCUCACGCCACGAUCAUGAUGCACCAACCUUCUGGUGGGUAUUCUGGUACAAGCGCGGACAUUCAGAUACAUGCGAAAGAGAUUCUAAGAAUACGCAACCAAUUGAAUGGCAUAUACAGGCGGCACCUGAAUGACAAAACGGUGGCGGACAGAAGAGGCAGAGAGAUCUCGCUUGAGGAGAUUGAGCGUUUGAUGGACAGAGACUACUUCAUGAGUGCCGAAGAAGCGAAACAGCUCGGGGUUGUUGAUGAAGUACUGGAAAGCAGGAAGAAACCCACGCAAGAUCAAAACAAACAGGAUUGA